AGUUUUUUCAUAUUAGUGUUAAUACUACGCUAAGAAAUCGAAUAUACAUUCCACUUGAAAUAGAAAAAGUUACCAUUCUUUCAUUACUUUUCAUUUCUUUGAUUAUUUUUGAUAUUACUUAAAGAACAAAGAAUUUCAUUGUAUUCAUGUGACUUUAGAAAUCCUUUAUUACCUUUUUAACUAAUUUAGUUGUAUUUCAAAUAUCGAUUCAUCUAAGAACAAUAGAACUGUUAAUUAUAUAAUUGUCUAUUAUAUCUUUAAUCAUAGAUUUGGCCAGAUAUUCGUAUGGUGGAUUUAUUCGUGGUCCAGAUUCAACAAGAAUCUCUGCGUUUAGAUGACCCAGAGAUUAUGAAUUCUGUUCAAUCGGAAAUUAACAGUGUUUCUGAAAUAAAUUCUCUCUUCUCGUUUGCUUAUUACAUGAAAGCGCCUUCUAUAUUGCGCAUGAUGCAUCAUGCUCUGGGUAAUGAAAUUUUUCAGAAGGGCAUUAUUACAUAUUUAAAAAGACAGUGAGUACAUAUCGUGACUUCUAUUUUUCUUUCUGUUUCUAUCUUCUCUUUCUUUUUAAAUUAAUAGUUUCUUUCCUUUUUGAUUCGAUGAUAUACAGACACAUCAGGUACAGGUAAUAAUAAUAGUAAUUUUAUAUUUUUAUUGUAAAAAGAUUUA
Messenger RNA from Pogonomyrmex barbatus (red harvester ant), 663 nucleotides. Its product is annotated as aminopeptidase N-like. Gene Ontology annotation, cellular component: membrane; cytoplasm. Gene Ontology annotation, biological process: proteolysis; peptide catabolic process. NCBI's taxonomy places the organism in Eukaryota, Metazoa, Arthropoda, Insecta, Hymenoptera, Formicidae. The record is from RefSeq and is a predicted model, not a curated record. Gene Ontology annotation, molecular function: metalloaminopeptidase activity; zinc ion binding; peptide binding.